ACGCCAACAAGGCUUGGUGCAUGACCCUUACCACCCUCUUGUUGUCUCGCUGAACGUAGACCAUGCUCGCUCGUCGUUUCGCCGCGGAAUCUGCGAUCUCGCUCCGUCGCGCGCUUGCGACCCAUGCCCCAUCGGUUGUGUCCCCGGUCUCUGGGGUUACACGACAUGACUGGUCCAAACAGGAGAUACAGAAGAUAUAUGACAGCCCCCUAUUGGAUCUGGUGUUCCGAGCUGCAACUGUGCACAGGCAGCACUUCGAUCCGGGUCAAGUGCAGCUCUGCACACUCAUGAACAUCAAAACUGGGGGAUGUUCCGAAGACUGCUCGUACUGCUCCCAAUCUUCAAGAUACUCUACAGCGACAAAGGCAUCUAAGCUGGUCGACAUUGAGCCGGUACUGGAAGCCGCGCGGAAGGCAAAAGAGAACGGCAGCACGCGGUUCUGCAUGGGGGCUGCAUGGCGGGAUCUCGCGGGGCGAAAGCGCGGUUUCGAGCGAAUUCUGACCAUGGUCCGUGAAGUGCGCGGGAUGGGCAUGGAGGUCUGCACGACAUUAGGCAUGCUAAGUCCGGAGCAAGCGAAGAUGCUCAAGGAAGCCGGGUUGACGGCGUACAACCAUAACUUGGACACUUCGCGCGAACACUACCCCAAGGUCAUCACUACUCGUUCGUAUGACGAGAGGUUGGACACCAUUAGCGCCGUGCGGGAAGCCGGCAUAAGCGUCUGCUCCGGAGGUAUCCUUGGUCUCGGUGAAUCCAACGAAGAUCGAGUGGGCCUCAUCUGGGAAGUGUCCAACAUGCCCGAGCACCCCGAAUCGUUCCCUGUCAAUGCGCUUGUUCCAAUCAAGGGUACACCCUUGGAGAAUAACGAGCCGGUGGCAUAUCAAACCUUGCUGCGUACAAUCGCGACCGCCCGCAUAGUGCUCCCGACGACUAUCAUUCGCUUAGCUGCAGGCCGGCAGACGCUCUCAGAGAACGAACAAGCCAUGUGCUUCAUGGCUGGGGCCAACGCCGUCUUUACUGGUGAACAAAUGCUCACAACCCCGUGCUCUCCAUGGGAUGAGGAUAAAGCGAUGAUGGCGCGUUGGGGUCUGGAAGGAAUGCGCAGUUUCACAUCGAAGAGGGUCUCCAUGAAAGAAACGCGAGAGAUACCGCAUGAUACGAGACCAACGACGGAGGAGGCUCGUUAGAGCUGUGCCUUCGGUGCUUUGUGCGAGCUGCGGGACGCCACUGACAUUAGACAAGCGUACGCUAUCAGAAGGCUCUGUGAUAUAUACCGGCCAGCCUGUCGUUAACAGAUUACCAUUAGUUGCUAGAUAAGAUGUAGCUUUAUAAAAAGGGCCGUAUUU
Punctularia strigosozonata HHB-11173 SS5 is the source of this 1343-nucleotide messenger RNA. RefSeq names its product biotin synthase. Bases 63 to 1184 code for a protein of 373 amino acids. Lineage: Eukaryota; Fungi; Basidiomycota; Agaricomycetes; Corticiales; Punctulariaceae. Gene Ontology annotation, biological process: biotin biosynthetic process. Gene Ontology annotation, cellular component: mitochondrion. Gene Ontology annotation, molecular function: biotin synthase activity; 2 iron, 2 sulfur cluster binding. The transcript is spliced from 9 exons. The record is from RefSeq and is a predicted model, not a curated record.